Humulus lupulus (European hop) is the source of this 2153-nucleotide messenger RNA. RefSeq names its product ruBisCO large subunit-binding protein subunit alpha. Lineage: Eukaryota; Viridiplantae; Streptophyta; Magnoliopsida; Rosales; Cannabaceae. The record is from RefSeq and is a predicted model, not a curated record. Gene Ontology annotation, molecular function: ATP-dependent protein folding chaperone; ATP binding. Gene Ontology annotation, biological process: protein refolding. Bases 135 to 1895 code for a protein of 586 amino acids. The transcript is spliced from 8 exons.
GAACCUCCUUUCACCAAACAUAAAACUAAACCCUAACUAACACUCGCUCUCCUUAUCCGCAUUUUCUCGAAAGAAAAACUGAGAUAAAAGCAAACUCUCCACGACGAUAACUACUUCGUUCUUCAUCGCUUUGAAUGGCGUCGACUAAUGCUCUUUCUUCGGCGUCCAUUUUCUGCUCUCCCGUGAAGCAGGGCUUGAGGAGGAGGGUUAGCCAGCAGCAGAGUAGUAGGCUGAACUACAAGCAAUCUAGCGGCCGAUUUGUUGUUAAAGCCAAUGCGAAGGAGAUAGCAUUUGACCAGCACUCGAGGGCUGCACUUCAGGCAGGCAUUGAUAAACUUGCUGACGCUGUUGGCCUUACUCUUGGUCCUAGGGGGAGGAAUGUUGUUUUGGAUGAGUAUGGUAGUCCGAAAGUGGUUAAUGAUGGAGUAACAAUAGCUCGCGCUAUUGAGCUACCUGAUGCUAUGGAAAAUGCUGGUGCAGCUCUCAUUCGUGAGGUUGCUAGUAAAACUAAUGACUCUGCUGGUGAUGGAACAACCACUGCAUCAGUUCUUGCAAGGGAAAUAAUUAAGCUUGGGCUUUUGAGUGUUACCUCUGGCGCAAAUCCCGUGUCCCUUAAAAGAGGGAUUGACAAAACUGUGCAAGGUUUGAUAGUUGAGCUGGAGAAGAAGGCUAGACCUGUUAAAGGUCGUGAUGAUAUCAAAGCUGUUGCUACCAUUUCUGCUGGGAAUGACGAACUUAUCGGAACAAUGAUUGCUGAUGCAAUUGACAAGGUUGGCCCUGAUGGUGUUUUGUCUAUUGAGUCAUCAUCUUCAUUUGAAACAACUGUUGAAGUUGAAGAAGGCAUGGAGAUUGACCGAGGUUAUAUAUCCCCUCAGUUCGUUACUAACCCAGAGAAAUUGAUUGCUGAAUUUGAAAAUGCAAGAGUCUUGGUGACUGAUCAGAAGAUUACAGCUAUUAAGGACAUAAUUCCUUUGUUGGAGAAAACCACUCAAUUGAGAUCCCCUUUGCUUAUAAUUGCUGAGGAUGUCUCUGGGGAGGCUCUGGCGACUCUUGUCGUGAACAAGUUGCGUGGCAUAAUCAAUGUUGCUGCCAUCAAGGCUCCUGGUUUUGGUGAACGGAGAAAAGCUCUUCUUCAGGAUAUUGCUAUUUUGACAGGAGCCGAGUUUCAAGCCAGUGAUUUGGGUUUGCUUAUUGAGAACACCUCAGUGGAGCAGCUUGGUUUGGCAAGAAAGGUGACCAUCACUAAGGAUUCCACCACCCUCAUUGCUGAUGCAGCAUCCAAAGAUGAGUUGCAAGCUAGGGUUGCUCAGUUGAAAAAAGAGUUGGCAGAAACAGAUUCUGUUUAUGACUCCGAGAAAUUGGCUGAGAGAAUUGCCAAAUUGUCAGGAGGAGUUGCAGUCAUAAAAGUGGGAGCUGCCACAGAGUCUGAGCUUGAGGACCGCAAGCUUCGUAUCGAGGAUGCCAAGAAUGCAACUUUUGCCGCUAUCGAGGAAGGAAUUGUACCUGGUGGUGGUGCUGCUUUGGUACAUCUCUCUGAUUCUGUUCCUGCAAUCAAGGAGCAACUUGAAGAUGCUGAUGAGCGGCUAGGUGCUGAUAUUGUGCAAAAGGCAUUGUUAGCACCAGCAUCUUUAAUAGCUCAAAAUGCUGGAGUUGAAGGUGAAGUAGUGGUGGAGAAAAUCAAAUCAAGUGAAUGGGAGCAAGGUUACAACGCAAUGACUGACAAGUACGAGAACCUGGUUGAUGCCGGGGUUAUUGAUCCAGCUAAGGUUACAAGGUGUGCCCUUCAAAACUCGGCUUCAGUCGCUGGAAUGGUGCUGACCACUCAAGCCAUUGUGGUGGAGAAGGCUAAACCCAAGGCACCCAUGGGUGCUCCUUCACAGGGACUUACUGUGUAGAAAAUAUAAAUUUUCUUGUCUAGAUUUAUCGUCCUUCUAGGCGUUGAGAGAAGAAGAGAGUUGGCCAAUGCGGUGGUGCAUUCUUGAAUAUGCUUGCUGGGAUAGAAUAUAUUGAAUUGAAUGUGCCAGUUUUUUUGUAGGGACUUGGAGACAGAAUAAUCGAUUGUUUCUACCAAUUGUUAUGUCAGGUCUUGUAAUUUUAUAUCUACUUUGUUAAUUACCAAUUGCCUCGAAACCGCCUCACAAAAUUAUCCUCUA